AUGAAGGCCGUUGUUUACACACAAAAUGGGACUGUUGAAGUUUUAGACCGCCCUAAGCCAACGGUACAACAGCCUACUGACGCAGUCGUGCGAAUGCUACAUGCAUCUAUCUGUGGCACAGAUCUUCAUAUCCUCAAAGGUGAUGUACCAACUGCGAAACCGGGUCUUAUCUUGGGCCAUGAGGGUGUCGGGAUCAUCGAAGCAUUAGGAUCCGCCGUUCAGGGAUUUCAGGUGGGCGACCGGGUCAUUGUUUCCUGUAUGACCUCUUGCGGCUCGUGUCGGUUUUGCCAGCGAUCUAUUCAAUCACACUGUCAGCAAGGAGGGUGGACUCUAGGCCACCAGGUCGAUGGAACACAGGCGGAAUUUGUCCGUGUUCCUCACGCCACGCUAUCGCUCCAUCCCUUGGACUCCUCUGUUGAUACAUGUGCUGCAGUUUCGCUUUCAGACGCCCUGCCAACAGGUUUUGAGUGCGGUGUGUGUAAUGCCGGAAUCAGUCCGACAGGCUCAGUGGUUAUUGUGGGAGCAGGCCCUGUGGGCAUGGCUGCCCUCCUCAUGGCCUGCCUCAUAAAACCUGCCUUCAUUGUUAUGGUCGACCUGGAUGAUGCGCGCUUAGAGACAGCACGCACCAUGGGCGCACACCAUACAGUUAACUCUGCAGCUCCAGACGCAAUACAACAGCUGCUGGAUCUGACUGAGAAUAAAGGAUAUGACUCUGUCAUCGAGGCGGUAGGCAUUCCAGCUACGUUUGAAAUGUGUCAGGAAUUGGUUGCCGUUGGCGGACAGAUUGCAAACAUGGGAGUACAUGGCGUGAAAGUGAAUUUACACAUGGAGAAGCUCUGGGAUCGAAACAUCAGUAUUCAUAUGUCGAUGUGUAAUGCGACUUCAACUCGCCACUUGCAGAAUCUUGUGAAGAAGGGUGAAUUAGAUAUUAGCUCACUAGUGACUCAUCGAUUCCCUUGUGACCAGGCAGUGGCUGCAUAUGACACCUUCAAAGCCGCGUCUAAGCAUCGGGCUCUCAAAGUGGCCAUUGAUUUUUGA
Aspergillus fumigatus Af293 is the source of this 1038-nucleotide messenger RNA. RefSeq names its product putative zinc-binding oxidoreductase. The record is from RefSeq and is a predicted model, not a curated record. NCBI's taxonomy places the organism in Eukaryota, Fungi, Ascomycota, Eurotiomycetes, Eurotiales, Aspergillaceae. Gene Ontology annotation, molecular function: oxidoreductase activity; zinc ion binding.